Molecule: messenger RNA, 4052 nt
Organism: Chrysochloris asiatica (Cape golden mole)
Lineage: Eukaryota; Metazoa; Chordata; Mammalia; Afrosoricida; Chrysochloridae
Gene: BMPR2
Product: bone morphogenetic protein receptor, type II (serine/threonine kinase)
Exons: 13
Coding region: 555-3668 (1037 amino acids)
Biological process (GO): BMP signaling pathway; protein phosphorylation; cellular response to growth factor stimulus
Cellular component (GO): plasma membrane; signaling receptor complex
Molecular function (GO): ATP binding; transforming growth factor beta receptor activity
Source: RefSeq, a predicted model, not a curated record
GAAGCACCGAAGCGAAACUUAAAUAGAGAACCUGCCCUCCUGAAGCUGCUGGCGAUGCGACUCGCGCCACUGGGCGCUGCCGCCGUUUGCCCGGCUUCGCCCUUCGCGGUGGUCGGGAACUAGUUCUCAUCCUCGGCGCGGCCCCCGAAUCCCCGCCCUCCACCCCUCGGCACUCUGGAUAUGUUUUCGCCCGUACCUGGAUAUUUUUUUGAUAUUGUGAAACUACGAGGGGAAUAACUGGGGAUUUCGUCUCAGCUCCCUGCCUUCCCCACGGACAUGCCUUCAAUUUGGGGGGCCGCGAGGCACCCCGUCCUAGGCGAGUGAACCCCCCUCCCCCCAGCCUCGAGGGAAGAAAAUGAAGGCAGUUUCUGCAGCGGAAUGAAAGCUCUGCAGCUAGGUCUUCUCAUCUGCCAUUUGUCCUUUCAAACUGCAUCGUAAUAUACGGGCAGGACGAGUCCGACGAGCGCCACGCUGAGCCUCGCGGGCAUUUCUCCGCCCGUAUUUACUUUCCACAGUCCUUUUCUUUGCUCUUUUGCUUCUUGGCUGGCCACAGGAUGACUUCGUCGCUGCAGUGUCCUCGGCGGGUGCCUUCGCUGCUGUGGGCCGUCCUGCUGGUCAGCUCGGCGGCCGCUUCCCAGAAUCAAGAACGGUUAUGUGCAUUUAAAGAUCCAUAUCAACAAGACCUUGGGAUAGGUGAGAGUCGAAUCUCUCAUGAAAAUGGGACAAUAUUAUGCUCAAAAGGUAGCACCUGCUACGGCCUUUGGGAGAAAUCAAAAGGGGACAUAAAUCUCGUAAAACAAGGAUGUUGGUCUCACAUUGGAGAUCCCCAAGAAUGUCAUUAUGAAGAAUGUGUAGUAACCACCACCCCUCCAUCAAUUCAGAAUGGAACAUACCGUUUCUGCUGCUGUAGCACAGAUUUAUGUAAUGUCAACUUUACUGAGAAUUUCCCACCUCCUGACACAACACCACUCAGUCCACCUCAUUCGUUUAACCGAGAUGAGGCAAUAAUCAUUGUUUUAGCAACAGUGUCUGCAUUUGCUGUUUUGAUCGUUGCCUCAUGCUUUGGAUACAGGAUGCUGACAGGAGACCGUAAACAAGGUCUUCACAGUAUGAACAUGAUGGAGGCAGCAGCAUCAGAACCCUCUCUUGACCUAGAUAAUCUGAAACUGUUGGAGCUAAUUGGCCGGGGUAGAUAUGGAGCAGUGUAUAAAGGUUCCUUGGAUGAGCGUCCAGUUGCUGUAAAAGUGUUUUCCUUUGCGAAUCGUCAGAAUUUUAUCAAUGAGAAGAACAUUUACAGAGUGCCUUUGAUGGAACAUGACAACAUUGCUCGCUUUAUAGUUGGAGAUGAGAGAGUCACUGCUGAUGGACGCAUGGAGUAUCUGCUUGUGAUGGAGUAUUAUCCCAAUGGCUCUCUGUGCAAGUAUUUGAGUCUCCAUACAAGUGAUUGGGUAAGCUCUUGCCGACUAGCUCAUUCUGUAACCAGAGGACUGGCUUAUCUUCACACAGAAUUACCACGAGGAGAUCAUUACAAGCCUGCAAUUUCCCAUCGAGAUUUAAACAGCAGAAAUGUCCUGGUGAAAAAUGAUGGAACCUGUGUUAUUAGUGACUUUGGGUUGUCUAUGAGGCUGACUGGAAAUAGACUUGUGCGCCCAGGGGAAGAAGAUAAUGCGGCCAUAAGUGAGGUUGGCACAAUCAGAUACAUGGCACCAGAAGUACUCGAAGGAGCUGUGAACCUGAGGGACUGCGAAUCAGCAUUGAAACAAGUAGACAUGUAUGCGCUUGGACUCAUUUAUUGGGAGAUAUUUAUGAGAUGCACAGACCUCUUCCCAGGUGAAUCUGUUCCAGAGUACCAGAUGGCCUUUCAAACAGAAGUGGGAAACCACCCCACUUUUGAAGACAUGCAGGUUCUGGUGUCCCGAGAAAAACAGAGGCCUAAAUUCCCAGAAGCCUGGAAAGAAAAUAGCCUGGCGGUGAGAUCACUCAAGGAGACCAUCGAAGACUGUUGGGACCAGGAUGCAGAGGCUCGGCUUACUGCUCAGUGUGCUGAGGAGAGGAUGGCUGAACUUAUGAUGAUAUGGGAAAGAAACAAGUCUGUGAGCCCAACAGUCAAUCCAAUGUCUACUGCUGUGCAGAACGAGCGCAACCUGUCCCAUAAUAGACGUAUGCCAAAGAUUGGCCCCUACCCAGAUUAUUCUUCUUCCUCAUACAUUGAAGACUCUAUCCAUCACACUGACAGCAUUGUGAAGAAUAUUUCCUCUGAGCAUUCAAUGUCCAGUACACCUCUGACUAUAGGAGAAAAGAACCGAAACUCAAUUAACUAUGAACGACAGCAAGCACAAGCUCGAAUCCCCAGCCCUGAAACAAGUGUUACCAGCCUGUCCACCAACACAACAACCACAAACACCACUGGCCUCACUCCAAGUACUGGCAUGACCACUAUAUCUGAGAUGCCUUACUCAGAUGAAACAAGUCUACAGGCCACAAAUGUUGCACAGCCAAUUGGGCCAACCCCUGUCUGCUUACAACUGACAGAGGAAGACUUGGAGACCAACAAGCUAGACCCAAAAGAAGUUGAUAAGAACCUCAAGGAAAGCUCUGAUGAGAAUCUCAUGGAACAUUCUCUUAAACAAUUCAGUGGGCCAGAUCCACUGAGCAGUACCAGUUCUAGCUUGCUUUACCCACUCAUAAAACUUGCAGUAGAAGUGACUGGACAGCAGGACUUCACACAGGCUACAAAUGGCCAAGCAUGUUUAAUUCCUGAUGUCCCAUCUACUCAGAUUUAUCCUCUCCCAAAGCAACAAAACCUUCCUAAGAGACCUACCAGUUUGCCUUUGAACACCAAAAAUUCAACAAAAGAGCCCCGGCUGAAAUUUGGCAGCAAGCACAAAUCAAACUUGAAACAAGUAGAAACUGGAGUUGCCAAGAUGAAUACAGUCAAUGCUGCAGAACCUCAUGUGGCAACAGUAACCAUGAAUGGAGUGGCAGGUAGAAACCACAUUAACUCACAUGCUGCCACAACCCAGUAUGCCAAUGGGGUAGUACCAUCUGGCCAGACGGCCAACACAGUGGCACAUAGGGCCCAAGAAAUGCUGCAGAGUCAAUUCAUUGGUGAGGAUACCCGGCUGAAUAUUAAUUCCAGUCCUGAUGAACAUGAACCUUUACUGAGACGAGAACAACAAGCUGGCCAUGAUGAAGGUGUUCUGGAUCGUCUUGUAGACAGGAGGGAACGGCCCCUAGAAGGUGGCCGAACUAAUUCCAAUAAUAACAACAGCAAUCCAUGUUCAGAACAAGAUAGUCUUACCCAGGGUGUUCCAAGCACAGUAGCAGAUCAUGGACCAUCAAAGCCCAGAAGAGCACAGAGGCCUAAUUCUCUGGAUCUUUCAGCCACAAAUAUCCUAGAUGGCAGCAGUAUGCAGUUAGGUGAAUCAACACAAGAUGGCAAAUCAGGAUCAGGUGAAAAAAUCAAGAAACGUGUGAAAACUCCCUAUUCUCUUAAGCGGUGGCGCCCUUCCACCUGGGUCAUCUCCACUGAACCACUGGACUGUGAGGUCAACAACAAUGGCAGUGACAGGGCAGUUCAUUCCAAAUCCAGCACCGCUGUUUACCUUGCAGAAGGAGGCACUGCCACAACCAUGGUGUCUAAAGAUAUAGGAAUGAACUGUCUGUGAAAUAUUUUAAGUCUACGGAGUGAAAUUAUUUUUUGCAUCAUUUAAACUGAAGACAUUUAAAAAACUGCUUUGUCCUCCUGUCAACACCCCCUCCCAUCCUUCAACAAGGACUUGCUUUAAAUAGAUUUCAGCUAUGCAGAAAAUUUUAGCUUAUGCUUCCAUAUUUUUUAAUUUUUUGUUUUUAAGUUUUGCACUUUUGGUCAGUCUCGCUAAAGUUAUAUUUGUCUGUUAUGACCACAGAAUUAUAUGUGUGUAUAUCAAAAGUGGUCUCAAAUAUUUUUUUAAGAAAAAAAAAAAGCAAAAGCAGUGUAUUGCUGAUAAUCAGUUUGGUCCCAUUUGUAAAGGUCAUUAUAACAGAAGCAAAUUAAGACAUGUUUGACUGCA